Molecule: messenger RNA, 2331 nt
Organism: Cyprinus carpio (common carp)
Lineage: Eukaryota; Metazoa; Chordata; Actinopteri; Cypriniformes; Cyprinidae
Gene: rhbg
Product: Rh family B glycoprotein
Biological process (GO): ammonium homeostasis; ammonium transmembrane transport
Cellular component (GO): plasma membrane
Molecular function (GO): ammonium channel activity
Source: RefSeq, a predicted model, not a curated record
AUAUUCUCUUGCACUCUGCCUCCAGACUCAUCAGAGCCCUGUGCCCUGCUCCAGAAACCUCUGGGGGAAAAGGGGAAAGAGAGUGAGCAAAGGAUACUGGCAAAAGGGAAGCACCAUGGCUGAGGCUACUAACAUGAGGCUACGGCUGCCGCUGUUAUGCAUCAUCUUGGAAGUCAUCCUCAUCAUCCUCUUUGGAACGCUGGUGGAGUAUAACGUAGACACUGAUGCCAAGCUGUGGAAUGCAAACAAAAACCAAAGUGCUACUAGACAUGAUUAUGAGAAUGAGUUCUACUAUCGUUAUCCUAGUUUCCAGGAUGUGCAUGUCAUGAUCUUCGUGGGCUUCGGAUUCUUAAUGACGUUUCUGCAGCGUUAUGGGUUCAGUAGUGUCGGAUUUAACUUCCUCAUCGCAGCCUUUUCCCUACAGUGGGCCACACUUAUGCAGGGCUUUUUCCACGGCAUGCACCAUGGCAAGAUCCACGUUGGCGUGACUAGCAUGAUAAAUGCAGACUUCUGCACGGGUUCUGUGCUGAUCUCUUUUGGCGCUGUUUUGGGGAAGACCAGUCCUGUGCAGCUACUUGUAAUGGCCAUUUUUGAGGUGACAUUGUUCGCCGUCAACGAGUUCAUCCUGCUUACUAUCCUUGGGGCCAAUGAUGCUGGCGGAUCCAUGACCAUUCAUACAUUUGGUGCAUACUUCGGCCUAGUGGUGACCCGUGUCCUGUACAGGCCAAACCUGGACAAGAGCAAACACAGAAACUCUUCUGUCUACCACUCUGAUCUCUUUGCUAUGAUCGGUACCAUCUAUCUGUGGAUGUUCUGGCCCAGCUUCAACUCCGCCAUUACAAAUUAUGGGGACCCCCAGCACAGAACCGCCAUGAACACUUACUACUCUCUGGCCUCCUGCACACUGGCUACAUUUGCUUUCUCUGCCCUAGUCAACCCAGAAGGCAAAUUGGACAUGGUGCACAUUCAGAAUGCCGCACUGGCUGGUGGUGUUGCUGUGGGAACAGCUGGAGAGAUGAUGCUGACUCCUUUUGGCUCUAUGAUUGUGGGAUUCCUAGCUGGAACUAUUUCAGUACUGGGAUACAAAUACCUCACGCCCGUUUUGGAAUCAAAAUUGAAGAUCCAGGACACUUGUGGCAUUCAUAACCUGCAUGGAAUGCCAGGGGUUCUGGGAGCUGUGGUGGGUGCCGUCACCUCUGCCCUGGCAUCUCCAGCCGUAUAUGGAAAUGGAUUGCAAAGAGUUUUCGCUGAUGGUGAACCUGGGGAAUGGAACGCUCAAUCUAGGGGUGGAUUUCAGGCUAUUUCUCUGGUUGUCACACUAGGAAUGGCUCUGAUUGGUGGUCUAGUUACAGGGUUCAUUCUGAAGCUGCCCAUCUACGGUGCUCCUCCUGAUACUCACUGCUUUGAGGAUGGACUCUACUGGGAGGUACCAGGGGAGGAGGAAGGUCAUCAUGAGCUUAACGAAGUGGCCACGCCAAACGAAACGGAAAAACUCAACAGCUAAAUUACCUGUUUGCAUUUGUUCAUUACUACAUAAACCUGCACAAGUCCUGUCACCUGUGAUGUUCGCCGCAAGUGCCAUUUAUUUUACUUACACUCUUGAAAUAAAAUGGUAAACUUUGUUACAUUAUUGUUAAUAUCAUUAUAUGUUAUUAUAUAAAAUGAUUUGCCCAGUUUACCUGAGGAAUAUUUAGAAUGUACAACCGAGUCAACAAAUCUGUGAUUCCUUAUAACACCACUAGGUGGUGAUGCAGAGCUGUCAGUGGUUCAGAGGACUAGAUUAUACUCAUGAUUAGCUUCUAGAAAUAUUUGUAAUUUAACUGCAAAAUACAGUUUAUGCUUUCCUUUUAUUUUGAAUAUUUUUGCAAGAACAAUGAGUAUCUGUUGUGGGAUAUAUGGGAAAAUAUUUUGUAUUCAUUUGGUAGGCUAUAUAUUUUUAAUUUCCUAAAAUUUAAUAUGAAAUGUAUUAAUCCUAAACAGUUGGAAUUUAAUGCCUACAACAUAAAACUCUCGGUGAUUUAGAGAUUUUCUAAAAGGUUUCCUAGGAGCACACAUUCUAUCUGAGAUUUUUAUAUGGAUUAUUUGUUUCACAGAUUAAAUAGGCUACAUAAAAGUUUAUAAAUGCUGUGAAUAUGGGACAUUGAUGAACAUAUUUUAAUAACUACUAAAAUUGGAGGAAAAAAAUAUCUGGAUUGAUUUAAGAUUUUAAAUGUAUAUAGUUAUAUGUUUAUCUGUUUUAAGGAAAGAAAAAAAAUUCUUUACAAGGAUUAUUUCUACCCCGCAUAACCUGGGUUUGUAUGGAGUGACAUUUAAAUAAAUUGUUAAGAUUUA